Messenger RNA from Rhipicephalus sanguineus (brown dog tick), 636 nucleotides. RefSeq names its product adult enhancer factor 1-like. Gene Ontology annotation, molecular function: RNA polymerase II cis-regulatory region sequence-specific DNA binding; DNA-binding transcription factor activity. The record is from RefSeq and is a predicted model, not a curated record. Lineage: Eukaryota; Metazoa; Arthropoda; Arachnida; Ixodida; Ixodidae. The coding region runs from base 1 to 636 and encodes 211 amino acids. The transcript is spliced from 3 exons. Gene Ontology annotation, biological process: regulation of transcription by RNA polymerase II.
AUGGGAUGGGUCAUGAACUGGUCGCCGACAUCUAAUCAGUCAUCUAGUGCAUCACAACCCGACACAGCAGGAGUGGAUAGCCGUGAAAAUGCAGACCCUGGAGCAUCUGCGGCAGAGAGCACGCAAGUUUCUCCCAACCUGUCAGGACGUGCAUAUACAGCAACUGCUGUUAUACCUUCAGCCAGGUGCAAGCUACGCCAGACCACUGCUGCAAACGGCACCGGCUACCUGAAAACCGAGUGCUUUGGUCACUUGAUAGCCCCCACAGGCUGUUGCUUGCUGUCGUCUAUGCCAGGGGUCUCAAACUCAGCCAGCGAAGAAGGGUGUGGGGUGAUGAUGCAGCUUGAGAAUGGCCUCGCAAGGAAGCGUGCCCGAGGAGUGAGCCACUGGAUGUGCCGGCAGUGCAACUACACGACGCGACACCGGGGCCACCUCAACCAGCACAUGGUGGUGCACUCCGGCAAGCGGCCCUUCGUCUGCCACCUCUGCCCCAUGGCGUUUAGCCGUCGAGCCACCCUGGCCAACCACGUGCAACUGCACGACCGCGACAAGAAGUUCCUGUGCCGCUUCUGCCCCAUGGCGUUCAACAUCAAGUCGGCGCUCGACCAGCACAUCAACACGCACCUGGCGCCGUAG